AUACCGUUCUUCUCACUUCCUCCACCAUUCUUCACGCCGUCUCAUCCUUCGUUGCAGGAGCGCAGGUGUCGCCGCUAUCUCCUCCUCCAUUUCAGUGCUGCCGCCGCCGUGUUUCUUCUGCUCGUGCCGCCGCAGCCUCCUCCUAGUGAGUUUCAUUUGCACUGUCUACUCUCUUGUUGUCACUGAUGACAACUCCAGAAUUGUUUGCUCAAGAUGAAGAUGUGACUCAUGACAAAAUGCAGAUGCAAAGGUCAGAAAAGACUAAGUGGCCUGAUGGUCCAGAUAAAAAGAAUGACGGAGAGAAGAAGAAAAAGAAGAGGAAGAAAGAACAUAAAACCCAUAAGAACGAGCAAAAAGAAGAGACAGAAUCUGAGACAGAACCAUGGGCAAAGAAUGAAGAAAUAGAAACCGAGACAGAAACUUGCGUAAAGAAAGACAAGGGAAUAGAAAAGCAAAAGAAGAAAAAAGCUAAGUUGUUGGAGGGCAUUGAUGGAGAUAAUUGUGAAAGAGGGCCAGAUGAAGGGAAGGAGAAGAAGAAAAAGAAACAAAAAACUGAGGAUUCUAGAGACAAUUCUUUAUAUAUUAAGGAGAAGAAGAAGAAGAAAACUAAGUAUGUUGAGGGUGGAUCACAAGAAAAUGUUCAUGAAGGAGGAGACGGAUUGACGGAGAACGAGGACGUUGUUGGUCCUUCUGAAAGACCUUCUCCCAAGGGAUCAUCUAAUUAUGAAAGAGGGUCAGAUGGAGGGAAGGAGAAGAUGAAAAAGAAAAAGAAACAAAAAACUGAGGAUUCUAAAGAAAGUUCUUCACAUAUUAAGGAGGAGAAAAAGAGGAAGAAAACCGAGUAUGUUGAAGGUGGAUCACAAGAAAAGGUUCAUGGAGCAGGAACAGGAUUGACAGAGAACGAGGACAUUGGUCGUCCUUCUGAAAAACUUUCUCCCAAGGGAUCAUCUAACCGUAAACGAGGGCGAGAUGAAGGGAAGGAGAAGAAGAAAAAGAAACAAAAAACUGAGGAUUCUAGAGACAAUUCUUUAUCUAUUAAGAAGGAGAAGAAGAAGAAAACUAAGAAUGUUGAAGGUGCAUCACAAGAAAAGGUUCGUGAAGGAGGAGCAGGAUUGACAGAGAACGAGGACGUUGUUGGUCCUUCUGAAAGACCUUCUCCCAAGGGAUCAUCUAAGAAAGUCAGAUUUUCAGAAGAUGUUGAGAUUUUUCCAAUAGCUGAUGGCAAAAGUAGAAAAAAAACUAAGCAAGAAGAUGAUGGCAAAAGUAGAAAAAGUACUAAGCAAGAAGAUGAUGGUUUAAUAAGAGGCAAGCGGUUUUCCAAAGAAGAAGAUGAGAUAGUUAAAAUGGCUGUCAUGCAAUACAUUCAUGAACACGGGCUUGGUGAUGAAGGUCUCAAAAAGGUUCUUAAAUGUAGGGAGUUUCCUGAACUGAAAAAUUGUUGGAAGGACAUAGGAAAAUCCUUACCUUACAGACCUUAUUUGAGUGUAUACUAUAGAGCUCACAUCUUGUUUGAAAGGGACGAGUCGCGUAAAUGGACACCCGAAGAAUAUGAAAUUGUUCGUAAGUUUCACGAAAAAUAUGGAUCGGAUUGGAAAGGAUUGGCUGAUGCUCUUGGAAAACAUAGGUUUCAUGUGAAAGAUACAUGGCGACGAAUAAAACUCACCAAUAUGAAGAAAGGACGUUGGACACAAGACGAGUACCAGAAAUUAUUUGAUCUAGUUAACACAGACCUGCGAAACAAGGUUUCCGAGGAAAAAAUAUCCAAGCACGGAAUGCUACGUGACAAUAUCUGCUGGGGAGCAAUUAGCGACAAGUUGGCCACGAGAUCAAAUGCUCUUUGCUGCAUGAAAUGGUAUCGCCAGUUAACAUCACCAAUGGUUGCUGAGGGUGAAUGGGAAGAUGUCGAUGACUACCGACUUGUCGAUGCUCUGUCCAGCUUGGACGCUGUCUCCAUCGAAGAUGUGGAAUGGGACCAACUGCUUGAGCAUAGGGAUGGUGAUAUAUGUAGAAAGAGGUGGUCUCAGAUGAUCAAACACAUAGGUGAUAAUGGCAACAAGUCAUUUUCUGAACAAGUUGAACUGCUCUCCAAGCGAUAUAGCAUUGAUGUACUUGAAGCAAGAGAAGCCUUUGAUGAUGCACCUAUAGUUGAUUAAGCAAAACAUGGUUCAACGAGGAACUCAUAGCUUGCUUAUUCAUUGCAUCUCCAAAGUCUUCCUGUUCUGUCUUGAACUCUCGGUACUCGGAAAAGCUCUGUUUUUCGGCUUGUAAUCGGGUAAGAGCUUCAGUGUGAUCCCCAUACCUAUAAGUAGUAGACCUGUCGCAUGUUGUUCACUUAAUGGCUUUGUGAAUAUCAAGUAAGAUAGCAAUAAUGUCACUGCCUUUCUAGCUGUUGUUAUCUGUGACAGAAUUCAAUUGUUUUGAGGUGUUAGUAGGAUCAUAAUAAUUCAAAGUUUCAAUCCUAUUCUCAA
Cucurbita pepo subsp. pepo (vegetable marrow) is the source of this 2468-nucleotide messenger RNA. NCBI's taxonomy places the organism in Eukaryota, Viridiplantae, Streptophyta, Magnoliopsida, Cucurbitales, Cucurbitaceae. The record is from RefSeq and is a predicted model, not a curated record.